This is a messenger RNA of Nerophis lumbriciformis (worm pipefish), 6574 nucleotides long. It is a transcript of the gene kcnc1b, whose product is annotated as potassium voltage-gated channel, Shaw-related subfamily, member 1b. Gene Ontology annotation, biological process: protein homooligomerization; action potential; potassium ion transmembrane transport. The record is from RefSeq and is a predicted model, not a curated record. Gene Ontology annotation, cellular component: postsynaptic membrane; dendrite membrane; neuronal cell body membrane. Gene Ontology annotation, molecular function: delayed rectifier potassium channel activity; protein binding. Lineage: Eukaryota; Metazoa; Chordata; Actinopteri; Syngnathiformes; Syngnathidae.
UGCCCCGCCAAAUGCUCGUCGAGCUGUGGUGAAUUUUCCCGCUGCUGCUGCUGCUGCUGUUGGCGGGAGACGACAGGUGUCUCCGCGCGCCGCUUUUUCCCGCGCUCGCACUCACCUUUGCGACGAUGAGGGGAACUUCCGCGAGCGAUGCCUAAGGGACGCGAUGGGCCUGAGCGACGACAAGGAUCGCAUCGUGAUCAACGUGGGAGGGAUCCGGCACCAGACGUACCGCAGCACCCUCCGCACCCUGCCCGGCACGCGUCUGUCGUGGCUGGCCGAGCCAGACGCGCCCAACCACUUUGACUAUGACGCCAAGAUCGAGGAGUUCUUCUUCGACCGCCACCCGGGGGUCUUCGCGCACAUCCUCAACUACUACCGGACAGGUAAGCUGCACUGCCCCGCCGAUGUGUGCGGACCUCUGUACGAGGAGGAGCUGGCUUUCUGGGGCAUCGACGAGACGGACGUGGAGCCCUGCUGCUGGAUGACCUACCGCCAGCACCGGGAGGCGGAGGAGGCCCUUGAUAGUUUCGGCGGGGGGGGACUGUUGGAUCUGGGCAGCGACGACGCCGAGCCCGACCAGGAGCACGGAGAGGACGACGUGGAUGAGAUGACGAGGAGGCUGGCGCACGGAGACUCUCCUGACACGCGGAGUGGGAGCUUGUGGCGCCGCUGGCAGAAGCGCGUCUGGGCUCUCUUUGAGGACCCUUACUCCUCCAAAUAUGCAAGGUGGGUGGCCCUGGCCUCGCUGUUCUUUAUCCUGGUGUCCAUCACCACCUUCUGUCUGGAGACCCACGAGGCCUUCAACCCCAUCAUCAAUCGCACAGAGGUGGAGUUGGUGGACAACAUCACGGUGGAGCGCAUCUACCAGGAGCCUGAGACGGCGGCCUACCUCACCUACAUCGAAGGCGUUUGCGUGGUGUGGUUCACUUUUGAGUUCCUAAUGCGAAUAACUUUCUGCCCAAACAAAUUUGACUUCAUCCGGAACGCCCUGAACAUCAUCGACUUUGUGGCCAUCCUGCCCUUCUACCUGGAGGUGGGCCUUAGCGGGCUCUCCUCUAAGGCAGCUAAGGACGUACUGGGUUUCCUCCGAGUGGUCCGCUUUGUAAGGAUCCUGCGAAUCUUCAAGCUCACUCGCCACUUUGUAGGUUUGAGGGUACUGGGCCACACCUUAAGAGCCAGCACCAACGAGUUCCUUCUCCUCAUCAUCUUCCUCGCCUUGGGUGUCCUCAUCUUUGCCACCAUGAUCUACUACGCAGAAAGGAUCGGCGCUAACCCCAACGACCCUCGAGCCAGCGAGCACACGCAGUUCAAGAACAUCCCGAUCGGAUUCUGGUGGGCCGUGGUGACCAUGACGACCCUGGGCUAUGGGGACAUGUACCCUCAGACGACCUCCGGAAUGCUGGUGGGAGCCUUGUGCGCCCUGGCAGGUGUGCUGACCAUUGCCAUGCCAGUCCCCGUGAUUGUCAACAACUUUGGAAUGUAUUACUCCCUGGCCAUGGCGAAACAGAAACUACCAAAGAAAAAAAACAGGCAUAUUCCACGAGCACCCCAACCUGGUUCGCCAAACUUCUGUAAAUCAAGCAUCAGCUCACAACAUCAGAGCCCUAUCGCCCACGACGAUGUCUUCGAAAUCAAGUUUCAAGAUUCCAAGCUGAACGGCGAGGCUGCCAACGCGGCCCUGGCCAACGAGGACUGCCCCCACAUAGACCAGGCUGUAUCUCCGGAGGAAAUCUUCAGCCCCGGCGAAAGAGAGCGGCCCUGCUUCCUGGUCACCACGGCCGAGCGGCCCAACCACACGGGGGGCAGAGUGAGGAGGGAGACCCAGCGACAGCACCGGAGCAGACAACCAACUGAGUCAGUUUGUGUUAUGAACCAUGGUGUACCAACCACAAUGUGUAUGACCCAUAACGGCCCAUCACCCACCUAGAUCGUGCUGUAGCGAGCAUUGUUGUGUGUACCACUUGCUUUUUUUCCAAUGGGUGUAACAGUGGCAACCUGUACAUCACUACACCAACUCAGAAUAGAUGUAGCACUGAGGACGUUUUGUUGUCAAGCCUUAUGUAGCUCAGUAUCUGUGACUGGUUACUGUGUUGUAAUUUGUGUGCCUAUAUUUUUGGUGUAUGCCAGUGCUGUAAAUAUGCUUUCUGUGUGUGUCAAUGUUUCUGAGUGAUCAUCAAAUGUCUGUGUGGUGUGUCGAAAGAAACAAAAAAGGUUGCUUCUAUUUUAAACCCUGUCACGUUAAACAGCUGGAAAACACACUUUUGCACUCUCAUGCCCAUCUCUUUAGAGACUUUUUGCACUUUUUUGCACCACUGAACUUUUUUACAUUCCGUUGAUGUUUUUAGCCAUCACAGAGAAAAUGUCAUACUUGAACACCAUUCUUACCUUGUAUCAAAUGUGCUGUUAUGAACUCAUGCGGUAAAUAAUACAGUAGCUCUUUUUAGACUGUAGUCAAGACAUUUUAACAAGUUGCACUUAUUUUUUUUCUAAAAUGUGUCCUUUAGCAGUGCUUUUUCAGUUGACAAUCGAGUAUAAUUGGCAUUAUUGUAUAAUUAUUAUCAUCUUAGCGCAGAAAUACCGACACAAAAACACUGUAUACACAACACUGGACAAGUGCCUCUCUUAUGCAGAUUCCAAAAAAAUCAGUAGUUUAAAGAAUAACAUUGAAAAUUCCCUAUUUCAUUGUAAAUCAGUCAACAGACGUUAAUGAAUCAGCAGUAGCAAAGUACACAAAAGGUAUAGUGGAUGUAAGUCAACAAACUCAGUAAGAUGCCAGCUUUUUACGUUAAAAAAAAAAAAAUGGGGGGUGUCAAAAUUAGUGAUUAAAAAAUAGCUAAUAAAUCUUUUUAAUCUGGCUUACAAAAAAAGUGCUGACAACAGCACUCAAUUUGAGGUAUUUCUUUUCAAAUGUUUUACAAAACCCAAAACCAGUGAAGUUGGCACGUUGUGUAAAUCGUAAAUAAAAACAAAAUACACUGAUUUGCAAAUCCUUUUCAACCUAUAUUCAAUUGAAUAGACUGCAAAGACAAGAUACUUAACGUUGCUCAUUUGGAAUUUGAUGCCUGCAACAUGUUUAAAAAAACUGGCACAAGUGGCAAAAAAGACUGAGAAAGUUGAGGAACGCUCAUCAAACACUUAUUUGGAGCAUCCCACGGGUGAACAGGCUAGUUGGGAACAGGUGGGUGCCAUGAUUGGGUAUAAAAGCAGCUUCCAUGAAAUGCUCAGUCAUUCACAAACAAGGAUGGGGCGAGGGUCACCACUUUGUCAACAAAUGCGUGAGCAAAUUGUCGAACAGUUUAAGAAAAACAUUUUUCAACGAGACAUUGCAAGGAAUUUAGGGAUUUCACCAUCUACGGUCUGUAAUAUCAUCAAAGGUUCAGAGAAUCUGGAGAAAUCACUGCACGUAAGCAGCAAGGCUAAAAACCAACAUUGAAUGCCCGUGACCUUCGAUCCCUCAGGCAAACCAACAUCAGUGUGUAAAGGAUAUCACCAGAUGGGCUCAGGAACACUUCAGAAAUCCACUGUCAGUAACUACAGUUUGUCGCUACAUCUGUAAGUGCAAGUUAAAACUCAACUAUGCAAAGCAAAAGCCAUUUAUCAACAACACCCAGAAACGCUGCCGGCUUUGCAAGGCCUGAGCUCAUCUAAUAUCGACUGAUGCAAAGUGGGAAAGUGUUCUGUGGUCUGAUGAGUCCACAUUUUAAAUAGUUUUUGGAAACUGUGGACGUCAUGUCCUAAGGACCAAAGAGGAAAAUAACUAUCCCGAUUGUUAUGGGCGCAAAGUUGAAAAGCCAGCAUCUGUGAUGGUAUGGGGAUGUACAGUAUUUGUGCCCAAGACAUGGGUAACUUACACAUCUGUGAAGGCGCCAUUAAUGCUGAAAGGUACAUACAGGUUUUGGAGCAACAUAUAUUUGCCAUCCAAGCAACUUCUGCUUAUUUCAGCAAGACAAUGCCAAGCCACAUUUUGCACGUGUUACAAGAGUAAAAGAGUGCGGGUACUAGACUGGCCUGCAUGUAGUCCAGACCUGUCUCCCAUUGAAAAUGUGUGGCGCAAUAUGAAGCCUAAAAUACCACAACGGAGACCCCGGACUGUUGAACAACUUAAGCUGUAAAUCAAGCAAGAAUGGGAAAUAAUUCCACCUGAGAAGCUUAAAAAAUGUGUCUCCUCAGUUCCCAAACGUUUACUGAGUAUUGUUAAAAGGAAAGGCCAUGUAACACAGUGGUAAAAAUGCCCCUGUGCCAACUUUUUUGCAAUGUGUUGCUGCCAUUAAAUUCUAAGUUAAUGAUUAUUUGCAAAAAAAAAAUUAAGUUUCUCAGUUUGAACAUUAAGUAUCUUGUCUUUGCAGUCUAUUCAAUUGAAUAUAAGUUGAAAAGGAUUUGCCAAUCAUUGUAUUCUGUUUUUAUUUAGGAUUUACACAACGUGCCAAGUUCACCGGUUUUGGGUUUUGUAAAACAAAUCGGUGGACAUGUUGGCUUUGGUUACCUUUCCUGACUGCCAGUCACAUAUGUCUCAUACACGUACAUCAAUGUGUCACAUUAUCUCAUGUUAUAAAACUUACUCAACGACAGAAAAUGAAUUUAAUCACUACGAAUUUUGCUUUUAUUUCAUCCAAGGGCAGAGACAAGAGCGUGCGAUCUAUGACUAGCACAAGCGUUUGAAACAACAUUGUUUCAUGUAAGUGUGGUCGGAUUUUAAAUAUAAUGUACAUAUCAUUGUACAUGUAAUAUAUCGCUAUAUUGAAGCACAAAUGUGUUAUAUUAGUAUCAAGUCAGCUUAAUGUGGAACAAGUGAUGCCAUCUCUCCAUAGCUGGUGUCAUAUAUGAGGCACGUUAUAUAAAAACAAUAUAUUGUCUACUCCAUUGUGUCUUAACCAUAGGGCUUCAGUUUCACUUUUCAAUCACUUGUGUCAGUCCAACUAUCCCUCUCGGGGUCACAGGUGCGUUGGAGCCUAUAAGAGCUGCACUUGGGCGGAAGGCAGGGUAAACCCUGGACUAGUCACAGUUACAAUCUCAAACAAAAAGAAAAAGUCCGGACCUAAAGUCAUAGAGAAAUUUCUGAAGUGCAAAAAUUAUGAUUAAAUUGGUGAAGCUGUAUUUUCAUUUGCACCUGAACUUUAUUGGCAAUUUAGUUCAGAAACAUAUGAAUAUAGUUGAUUCAAUUUAGCACUACACUACUGUAUGUACAAACCCCGUUUCCAUAUGAGUUGGGAAAUUGUGUUAGAUGUAAAUAUAAACGGAAUACAAUGAUUUGCAAAUCAUUUUUAACCUAUAUUCAGUUGAAUAUGCUACAAAGACAACAUAUUUCAUGUUCAACCUGAUAAACAUUUUUUUUUUGCAAAUAAUCAUUAAAUUUAGAAUUUCCCAACUUCUUUGUCAACACGUGACAAAGAAGUUGGGAAAGGUGGCAAUAGAUACUGAUAAAGUUGAGGAAUGCUCAUCAAACACUUAUUUGGAACAUCCCACAGGUGAACAGGCAAUUUGGGAACAGGUGGGUGCCAUGAUUGGGUAUAAAAGUAGAUUCCAUGAAAUGCUCAGUCAUUCACAAACAAGGAUGGCGCGAGGGUCACCACUUUGAGAGUUUAAGAAAAACCUUUCUCAACCAGCUAUUGCAAGGAAUUUAGGGAUUUCACCAUCUACGGUCCGCAAUAUCAUCAAAGGGUUCAGAGAAUCUGGAGAAAUCACUGCACGUAAGCAGCUAAGCCCAUGACCUUCGAUCCCUCAGGCUGUACUGCAUCAACAAGCGACAUCAGUGUGUAAAGGAUAUCACCACAUGGGCUCAGUUGGUCGCUACAUCUGUAAGUGCAAGUUAAAACUCUCCUAUGCAAGGCGAAAACCGUUUAUCAACAACACCCAGAAACGCAGCCGGCUUCGCUGGGCCUGAGCUCAUCUAAGAUGGACUGAUACAAAGUGGAAAAGUGUUCUGUGGUCUGACGAGUCCACAUUUUAAAAUUGUUUUUGGAAACUGUGGACGUCGUGUCCUCCGGACCAAAGAGGAAAAGAACCAUCCGGAUUGUUAUAGGCGCAAAGUGUAAAAGCCAGCAUCUGUGAUGGUAUGAGGGUGUAUUAGUGCCCAAGACAUGGGUAACUUACACAUCUGUGAAGGCGCCAUUAAUGCUGAAAGGUACAUACAGGUUUUGGAGCAACAUAUGUUGCCAUCCAAGCAACGUUAUCAUGGACGCCCCUGCUUAUUUCAGCAAGACAAUGCCAAGCCACGUGUUACAUCAAUGUGGCUUCAUAGUAAAUGAGUGCGGGUACUAGACUGGCCUGCCUGUAGUCCAGACCUGUCUCCCAUUGAAAAUGUGUGGCGCAUUAUGAAGCUUAAAAUACCACAACGGAGACCCCGGGACUGUUGAACAACUUAAGCUGUACAUCAAGCAAGAAUGGGAAAGAAUUCCACCUGAGAAGUUUAAAAAAUGUGUCUCCUCAGUUCCCAGACGUUUACUGAGUAUUGUUAAAAGGAAAGGCCAUGUAACACAGUGGUGAACAUGCCCUUUCCCAACUACUUUGGCACGUGUUGCAGCCAUGAAAUUCUAAGUUAAUUAUUAUUUGCAAAAAAAAAAUAAAGUUUAUGAGU